UCAACGUAGUUUACUGUGAAAAGUGAAAGAAUCUUUCUGGACACUUUAAAAACAUCUGGUAAACAUAACAAAAUGGUUUGUUUGAGGCAGAUUUGUUUACUCACACAAAGAUAUUGCCAAGUUCGGGCUCUGAGCAGUGACUUGCUUCUAAGCCAGAUAAAUAGCUGCACCCAUGAAGAUGAACUGUUUGGUCUCAUUGGAAAGAACAAGGCCAGGCUUUCUGAAAAGCACGUGGGAAGUGCACUCAAUGUGCUGUGGCAAUUACAGAAAAAGAAGCCACUUCCACUGAGGACUAGCAACUAUAUAAGAAAUCACUCCCAGUUUUUUAUCCUUCGCGUUUUGGCAGAAAACAAAGUAGAGCGUAUGGAAAAUGAUGUUGUGGUGGACAUCCUAUACAGUAUUCUGAGGCUGAAUGUUGAAGACCAUGAUUGUCUAGCAGAAGCACUUGUUACAGAAGCAUGGAAAAGAUUAGAAAGACUUAGUCUCCCUGCUCUGUCUAAAUUUGCACUGUGUUUAUACAAGCAGCACAUGUAUUUUAGUCCCCUACUUGGCAAAAUAGCUCAUAUUGUGGACACGAAACUAGAUUCUAUACAUGAUAUAAGGAUCUUGUCAGUUUUGAUGAUCAGCAUAUCUGAUGUUAUCUCACUGAGUUUUCGAGAUCGACUGAUACAGAAGGCCGAAGAGCUCUUGGGGGCAGAGGAUGAAGACCACUUCAACUAUGCCAGGAGAAUAGUACAGUUUCUUCAAAAUGUUAAACUGGCGCAUCGUCCAUUGCUAGAAAAAUGCAACAAGAUUUUUCUUAAAAGUGCCUGCCAUCUUGAUAUACACAAUAUUUGUCUUAUUUUUGGACUAUAUGAGCAGCUUGGUUUUGACAAUGCUGAAUUUCGCUUGAUUACUAAACAGUUGCUGUCCAAAUCUAUAGAUGAUUACAAUGAUCCUGAAACUUUUACAAAAUUAUUUUUUGCUCUUGGGCCUAUGGCAGGACCCAAGGUAAGAGAAAGGUUGCUGGCUACUGCAGUGAGCAUGGCAGAAGAACUUAGCAGUUAUCAAGUAUUAGUAAUACUAAAGACAAUGCAGAAGAUGAAAUGUAAAAAUUCUCAUCUACUCCAAAAAGUGGCUUCUAUUCUGCACAAACAUUUGGAUAACUAUCAUACAAUACAAUUGGUAAAGCUAACGCAGUACUUGGUAUUGCUGGGUUGCCACGAUCUGGAGCUGUUUGGCAAACUAAAAAAGUUGUUGUUUGGUUUUUUAGUAUCUAGUGUCAUACCUGCUGAUAUUGCUGCAAUAAUUCGUGUUGUGGCCAUGCUUCCUUCCACUCAGGUGGAGGAAGUCCUUUUAACGAGAGCAGCUGCGGUCCUGCCCCAGUGCAGGCUCCCCGAUUUGAACAGCAUCGCUGCAGCCCUUGUCCGAUGGAAUCACUACGGGCAGCCGCCGGGGCAGAGCCUUUCGGAGCUGUGUGCUGGGCUUCUGCAGGAACUCAACCACUGGGGCUCUCGGCGACUCCGGGGCACCAACAGCUUGGACCUGCUGCUAGAGGAACUCACGUACGUGAACAGAGGAGGAUGGUUUGAAGAAGUCCUCUGUGAAGAAACUAUGUCCGCCUGUCAGCGCUUGCUCGACCAAGUAACACGGGCAAAUGUGCUACAGUUUUCUUUUUUUCUUAUAAAAGCAAACCACCGCUGUGUUCCAUUACUUGACAGAAUAGCUUCUGUGACUCUCCAAAAUAUAGACAAGAUCCAUCCAUUUGAAAUAUAUUUUAUCCUCUACCUUUUCUCUAUUCUGAACUAUGACUCUCCUGCCAAUGAAGAGUUCUUUGAGAAUUGCAUCCAACAUCUUAUGCUUAACUUGAGUUGUUUUGAAAGCCACUACUUGGUGCUGCUUGGCCACAUUUUGGCAGUGGCUGGCUACUUCCCUCCAGUUCUGAUAAAGAUGAUAUUUAAUGUCUCUUUCCUAAGUAAAUUGGAUGCUGAGCUUGAAGUCCUGCCUGAUACCUCAAAGCAGAAGGUCCGCGCGUGCCUCAUGAAGCUGAACAGAGCAGUCUGCCUGGAAUGCCCUGAGUUUCACAUCCCAUGGUUUCACGAGCACUAUUGCCAGCAUGUCUUGUUUAAAGGUAGUAGAAGAAUAAAUUCACUGAGGCAUGUUCACCGGAUGCUGACAGAGAUCUUAGGAGGAAGCAAUUACCUAAAAAUAUCUGUUCUCACACCAUACUGCUAUGAAAUAGAUUUUGAAUGCAUUCUGGAUAAAAAUAAAAGGCCUCUUUCGUAUAUGUCUCAGAAUAUACUUUUGGGUGAUAUGGAGGGAAUACAUUCAAAACGUGGCAUCAAGGACACUGCUCUCCCACCAGGCGCUCAGAGAAUUGCCUUGGAAUUUCUCGAUCCAAAAGCCUUUAGCAAGGAUUCACAUCACGUGAAAGGAGAAUCUGCAGUAAAAAAACGACACCUGGAAAUGUUGGGGUAUCGAGUAGUUCAGAUUCCUCACUUUGAAUGGAAUUCUAUGGUACUGUCAACAAAAGAAGCACAGCUGGAAUAUCUGAAAAAGCAUCUCUAUGAAACACAGUGAUGCUGAAGACAUGUAAUCAGUUUAUCUUCUUGCAACCCUAAAAUAGGUAAUUUCCAAAAUCUCUUUAGGAGUCAGCUGGACCAAG
Messenger RNA from Tinamus guttatus (white-throated tinamou), 2644 nucleotides. RefSeq names its product FASTK mitochondrial RNA regulator 1 (gene FASTKD1). Gene Ontology annotation, molecular function: RNA binding. NCBI's taxonomy places the organism in Eukaryota, Metazoa, Chordata, Aves, Tinamiformes, Tinamidae. The record is from RefSeq and is a predicted model, not a curated record. Gene Ontology annotation, cellular component: ribonucleoprotein granule; mitochondrial matrix. Gene Ontology annotation, biological process: regulation of mitochondrial mRNA stability; mitochondrial RNA processing.